This is a messenger RNA of Linum trigynum, 1640 nucleotides long. The record is from the annotation of a GenBank genome assembly. Lineage: Eukaryota; Viridiplantae; Streptophyta; Magnoliopsida; Malpighiales; Linaceae.
UGCCAUUCGUGAUCCCCGGUCGGGUAUUUUAGGUGCCCGGUUGGGGAUUUUUGAAACGAACCGUGUUGGCAGAGGAUUAAUCCCCGAUCGAGGUUAAGAAUACCCGAUCGGGAUUUAAGCAUUCUGGCCGGGACCCCUCCUGGGAUUUCAUCUUUUCCCCGGCCUCUCCUUGCCUUUUACCCGGCCGGGUAUUUUGCUCCUCCAGCUCCCUUUUACUCCAACGGUCUCCCUUUGACCCGAAACUCGAUUCCUCGCCUCCACGUCAACGCCAAAUCCUGAAAUGUGACAUAAACACACAACCUAGUGUGAAAUCGGCUUAAACCACGAGAAUCAAUAUCUCAAACGACUCAAGAAUGGAGGUAAAAAUAUGUGCAAUUAACGGUCUAUCAAGUUCUACAUCAGCAUUUGGGAGAAUAGAGCGACUUGGGUGGUCCAAGGGAUGCCGGUGACGGUACAUGCAGUGGUAUCGAAAGUUCACGCUUAGAUGAGUGUCAAAGCAAGGUGUUGUGAUGGGUGCUUUGGUAAGUGAUCCCAAGUCUCUCUCUCUUUGUCUUAUUCUUUUGUGCUUAGAUUACAUCAUAAAAUUUAUUACAUACUUAGCUUUAUUUCAUUUUUUUAUUACUUCAAUUAAUUAGGUUGACGGUUUGGAACAUGCCAAACACACCGUUGAGAGUGCACCCACCAUCGAUGAGUAGAAGACAUAUUUUCUGUGAAGGAUUUUCAACAAUAUGUUGAGUUGUACCCGAGAGCAAAGGAGGGAUGUCAUAGUAUACCCUCCACUACCUACUCUGGCCUGCCCGUCCUUCCGUGAUGGUGAGCACAUUGUGCCCCAAUUUGAGCCCCCAUGGAGGAGAAAACAAAAUCCUCAGCCAAACAUUGAAGAGCUUCGUCUGACUCAACAAACAGAACUUCCUGAACCAUUUGCAUAUGAGUGGACAACUGCAACGGAGGGCAUUGUAGGUUCGUUGAGAUAUAGCCCGUCUCCGGAAUGGGACAUACAUGUUUCCCCACAAUUCCACCAUCAACACCAGAUUCCUAUGUAUCAGCCCCACAACAACAGCCUCAUGCAUCGAGCUACAACCACUCUACUGGUCCAUCUCAACCACCUCUACCUCCACCACCUAUGGUUACUCCGGUGGCGGCUCAGAUUAAAAGGAAUCCGCGAGCGGUUCUGCAAGAAGAAGGAGGCGGACAGGGAGGAAGAAGGGGUCGAGGACGCCGUGGAGGCAGAGGAAGAAGGCGAGAAGGGGGGGGGUCAAAAUGAAGGAGACCAGUGAACUAUCCAUGUUAUCUUUGCUUAGUUAUGUCAUGUUUUUUCCAUUGAACUAUCCAUGUUGUCUUUAUGUAGUUCGAUCUUGUUUUUUCCAUUGAACUAUCCAUGUUGUCUUUAUGUAGUUUGAUCUUGUGUUUUCAUUGAACUAUCCAUUUUUAUGUUUUAGUUUACUAUCCAUGUUCUAUGUUUUAGUUUACUAUUCAUGUUGUCUCAAGAUAGAUCACAAUAAGAAGAGUGCCUCUGUACUUCCCAGUAAUGAAAGUUCUAUCUACAUGCUGAAAAACUUGUUAAUUAGUACAAAUAUUAUAUAGUAAAAAAAUGAACUAGUAGAGCAUUAAUUAGUCCGCAAUAUACUUAGAUCACUGGA